CAGUGCUAGUGCAGACGAGGCAUCGAGUCUGAAAAUUUUCAACAAAUUGCUCGGUGGGGGAGAGGCUGGCUGGCGUGUGUUGCGUUGCCAAUUCAACUCGAAACCGCGGCAAACCCAACAAAUAUGCGAUUGGCUGAAAUGUGAAUGGCUUUUUCCCAUUGGAAGGAUUUGGGUUUGGCGCCAUGGGUGUACGAGGUAGAGUACGUACAUUUGACGUACAUGCUCUAGUUUGUUGGAUGCUGUUUAAUUUGAAGCGGUGCCCUCAACCCAAACCCGAAUUUAAAUUCCAAGCACCCAAGACCCAAGGAACAGGCGCACCGACGGAAACCAAGAUUCCUGACUGCCGAUAGAAAAAUCAGUUUUUGCGAUGGACAUCAACUUGGCCAUUGAAUUAGGUGCUAAACUGCACAAGGAGAUUUUGAGCAGUCCUUGCAAGGACAAAUUAGAACUGGAGAAUUUAGUCGCCGUCGACAAUGAGAUUUACUCAACUUCAGUUUUGCCUGCUAAUAAUUUAAUCGUCCCAUUAACAAACUUUGCCCAGUUUAAUAAUUAUUCUCAUCUGAAACGUCCAAUUACUUCAAGCCCAGUGCUUCCUUCUGCUCCUGCAGCGCCAAAAAUCAGCAGAGUUAGUACUUCUUUCUCCAUGAAGAAAGAAAAUUUGAUCUCCAUCAUUCCCUCUGUCAUUCCUUUGCGUCUUGUGAGAAACACAAAGACUGAAUAUCUAGCCAAAACCAAAAUCCAGAACUUGGAUGAAGAUCCAGUGAAUAUCGAAUUCUGGCAGUCAGGUCUUCCCGGAGUUAUUCACCUCCUUCCUAACAGCUGCCCCCUAAAGCCGCAAGAAAUUCAGAAAUUCAAAAUGAUCUUCCUGGUUGGUGAAAAUUUGGAAAAUUCAUAUUUUGAAUUAUGUCUGCUGCAGAAACUUGUUGAACCUGGGCUUGUGAGAGUUUACGUCAUAGUUCAAGAAGAAAACAUGCAGUUGCAUUGUGAUCCUCUAGUUUGGCUUCCCAACUUCACCAUAGAUGUUCUUUUGAAGGGAACAGUUAACAACCAUAGAAUUAGUGGCCUUGCUAAUACAAAGUUUUCCGAGUGGAGGGAAAAGUUAGCCCAGAAGGUUGGUACAAAUGCUGAAUGGCAACUGCAUUGGAAUGGAAAAGAGUUGAAUGAUGAAGACUGCCCUCUCUGGUUGGGAAUGAAAGACAUGAGCUAUGUCGAUGCUUUGAAAAUGAAAACCACCAAAAUUCUGGCUUCCUAACCCAAAUCUUGGUUAUGAUUUUUCAGAAGGCAAUAGCCUCGGUGCAGCCUUUUACCUCAAACAACAUUGCCAACCUCUCCUUUUCACAGCACAUCUUCGUCUCAAGCCAACACAUCUACUACCACUAAACAACGCAACAAGUACCUUAUUGUACCUGUGAAUGAUCAGUAGAUGGCCAUAAAAAAUCAGACACAUCAGUAUGGACUGAAGACAUAAAAUCAUUCCCGAGACUAUGGCAUAGAAAUUUUAAAUUUAAUAUUUUAUGAUAAACAAAUAAAUUUGGCAAGAGAAAAAAAGUAAAAUUUUUACCAACAUUUUUACCUAGAAGUCCUCCCACCACCACCACAGAGCGCAAUCUGUUGGUCUUCCUUGAAAUGCAUAGGGGAUGCAGCUGCAAUUGUUGCACUAAUUCUUAACCUAGCUGUACUCUAUAGGGCCGACGCAUAGAUUAUUGGACUUUGAAAAAUUCGAAAGAUCCACAGAACAAAAAUAAAGCAGCUGCUACAAAGUGCAUUUAUGUCCCACUUGGCCUGCAAACUACUUUUCACUUUAAAGAGGAGCAGACUACUCUCAGUAUCUAUCACACUCCUUAACAGAGGAUACAGUCGUCACUCUGGUUGGCACCCUGAUCUGAAAAUGAUACCUAAAGUCACCCUCAACAACGGUUUAGAGAUCCCGAUCAUUGGUUUGGGAACUUGGAAGUCUCAGCCGGGGGUUGUGACUCAGGCAGUGAAAGAUGCCAUUGACGUAGGUUAUCGGCAUAUUGACUGCGCUCAUGUUUAUGGAAAUGAGAAGGAAGUUGGAGCCGGCAUUAAUGCCAAAAUCAAAGAGGGAGUUGUGCAGAGAAAAGACCUGUUCAUUACUAGCAAGCUGUGGGACUCUCAUCACCACCCUGACUUUGUUGUUGCCGCCUGCAUGAAUACCCUCAAAGACCUGGGUCUCGACUACCUGGAUCUGUACUUGAUGCACUACCCUAUUGCUUACAAGGCUGGAUUUGAAACUCAUCCCACUGAUGAGAAUGGCAAGCUGAUGUACAGCACCGACGACUACGUAGACACUUGGAAGGCAAUGGAAAAGUUAGUGGACAGAAAACUCGUACGCUCCAUCGGACUGUCCAAUUUCAACAGCAAGCAAAUCGAACGCGUCCUGGACGUUGCAACCAUCAAACCUGCUAUGCUUCAGAUUGAGUGUCACCCCUACUUGAACCAAAAGAAACUGAUUGCCUUUGGCAGGGAGCGUGGCAUGAGCAUCACCGCUUACUCUCCCCUCGGCUCAAAGGACAGACCCUGGGCCAAACCUGGUGAGCCGGUCCUGCUUGAAGACAAAAAACUACAUGAAAUGAGCACCAGAUUAAGCCGCACUCCUGCACAGAUUGUCCUGCGCUACCAGAUUCAACGUGGCAAUGUGGUCAUUCCAAAAUCUGUCCACAAAACUCGCAUCCUUGAAAACUUCGCCGUGUUCGACUUUGAACUGAGUCAGGAGGACAUGCAACUUUUGGACUCGUUCGACAAAAACACUCGUUUCUGCACCGAGCCUAGCUCCGUUGAUCACCCAGACUAUCCGUUCAACUUGGAAUUCUGAAAAUGAAGUUAAUAUACAAAGGAUUGUAAGUUUAUGACUUCUCAAUUUAUGUCGAAAAAAAUUCAUUUCAUUUUUUGUAGUGUCACUAUGAUAAUAAAAAGUGGUUGGUAAACUAAAUGUAAAAGACAAAAUCUAUCUAAAAAUUUG
This is a messenger RNA of Neocloeon triangulifer, 2980 nucleotides long. RefSeq names its product aldo-keto reductase family 1 member B1-like. Gene Ontology annotation, cellular component: cytosol. Lineage: Eukaryota; Metazoa; Arthropoda; Insecta; Ephemeroptera; Baetidae. The transcript is spliced from 16 exons. Gene Ontology annotation, molecular function: aldose reductase (NADPH) activity. Bases 1769 to 2833 code for a protein of 354 amino acids. The record is from RefSeq and is a predicted model, not a curated record.